Molecule: messenger RNA, 3470 nt
Organism: Malaya genurostris
Lineage: Eukaryota; Metazoa; Arthropoda; Insecta; Diptera; Culicidae
Gene: phtf
Product: protein phtf
Exons: 8
Coding region: 287-3097 (936 amino acids)
Cellular component (GO): endoplasmic reticulum
Source: RefSeq, a predicted model, not a curated record
UCUUGAAGCAGGUGAUAGCCAGUCGAAGGGUGCUGUUAUCCGUGGCAGGUUGGCUUUUAUUUGCCAAUUUUUGCAGAUUUGACGCGAUAAUAGUGCUCAAUAUAGUGCAAAAAUCAAAGGCAAGCUGAGAAGUAGCUGGAGUGGCGUAAUGUUUGGUGAAAACAACGACAAAGUAAUAAUUUUCACUGUGAGCAAAAUAGCUGAAAAAAUCGAUUAACCGAAGAAGCAUCACCUUUAGAAAUAGAAAACUUUCAUUGCUAUCAGACUCGACUGGUGAACACAAACUAUGCGCCUGGAUGAACUGGUAGUUUGGUACCAGAAAAAGAUUGGCACAUAUGAUAAACAGCAAUGGGAGAAAACAAUCGAGCAGAAGAUCCUGGCUGGCAUCACGCAUCUACCAUUGAAAAAUACCAAACUCAAAACCGAGCUAAUCGAUGUGGAUCUGGUGCGCGGAUCGACGUUCCCCAAGGCCAAAUCGAAACUCUCGAUACUGACUGUGAUAUAUUUGGCAGCUGUGCGGCUCCUGUUCCUGCCCGUCUACGCCAGAUGGUGGGUGAAGCAAACCUCUCCGAGAGUGUUUUUUCUGCUUCUGUCGCUAUACCUACUGCAGAUGAUUAAUCUCGGAAUCUACAGCUACAAUGUUAAUAAAACAGGUGCCGACCAGGACGAACAUAUCGUUUCUAUAACGGAUUUUCUGAUUCCUCUGGCUCUCAGUCUCUUGCUGAGUGUCAUUCACUCGCAGAUAGUCGCGACUGCAUCGAACAGCAACAACCUCUGCCAUGGGUUGAAGAAAUGCCAUUCGCAUUCGACGCUGAAAAAACGCGAACGAAUACGAAAACGGCGUCGUGCACGAGUUCCCUAUGAUACUGGGACUAUAACAAAAUCUUCCCUGGACGAUCCCGAAGCACAGCCACCGAAAAAUACGUUCAGUGGGACUUCAAAAUCCUCCACCGGAUCACCAAUGAGAACCGCCAAAAAACAAGGAGCCUGUAGCACAAGCAGCAGCACCAGUAGUGAGACUCUGAGUCAAAACCAUCGGGAUCCAGCGCCACGCGAUGAAAACGUCCGGAACGAUCUAGUAAACACUAGUCCAAAUGAUGCCGUUUUUUCUUCGGAAGAAAUUAUGAAAGACUUGCUGCCGAACAAAAAGACUGGAAAGUCAGAUAAGAAAAUUAGUCAAUUAAACCAAACGACUGACGGAGAUGAUUCGGUCUUCCUACUCAUGCCAGGCAUAACGGACGAGGCAACGAGUUCACAUCAGGAAACAAUUUGCACUCCAAACAGCUUGUCAACACUCAACGGACAGCAAGUUGACAGUACUUUGCGAAGACGCAACGUAAAAUGGGAUCCACAGGUGUGUAAUAGUCAACGGACAAGUUCCAGGACUAGCAGUGACGCUAGCAACACCCAGGAAGCUCCAGUCGACGAUGAUGGGUUUGAGAGUUUGAAUGGGAAAAGUUCCGGAGGGGAAGACAGUUCGAACGCAGGAGUUACCGCCGAAGUCUACUACAAGAAGCUACCGUACACCAACACGUGGGUCAGUGGGGUGCCCCAGGUCGACAAGGAAAACCGAUCCGAUAGCGAUACGGAUACUCUACGAAAUACCCCUACCAGCCAGGAACAGUUGGGAAGUGCAGGGGAAAUAAAAUCCAACAAAUGCCCGGUUCACCUGGCGUCCGAACUUGGUAUUGAAAUGCAACGAACCGAACGAAGCAAAUCCCUACUAGACCAUCAGGAACAGAGCGAUGCGAAGGGCAGUGCAUUCGACGAGAAACUUGAAUCCAGCGGUGAUACCGACGAGGAGAACGAUUUCGAUCUACAUAACAGCGAGUCUAGUCAUCAUCAUCAUCUUCACCAUCAUCAUUUGCAUCACAGCCACCACCAUCACCAUCAUCAGCAUCUUUCAGAAGGUACGAUCGGGGACAAUGGUAGAAAUUUUGCCAACACCGAUAGUGAUGAAUGUAGUUACAGCUCAGAUCUCAAUCAAUCGGAUGGCCAGAAUGAACACUCGGAUGACGAUUACGAUCUGGAAGAUGCGCCGACGAUUAUUCUCAAUCCGUCAUGCGGCGCCAACGAUAGAGUCAGCUGCACCAUUUGGAACGCGCGGGAAGCUAAAAAGGCGGAAAUGUCGGUACUGGAUAUUUCCUCUGCCAUCAUCGAGCGCGUCGAAGCCAUGCCGGAAACGUGCGAUUAUGUCUACAUUGGCGUUGUUCUCAGUCUGAUUCUGUCACUGGUUCCGGCGUUCUGCAGACUGUGCGAAGCAACCGUCGAUUCGACCAACGCCACGGAGCUGAAUUUUCUCGACCUGCCGGUGCUGCUGCUGGAGAAAACCUCAUUCUCGUGCAUGGCAAUUCUUCGAUUUGCCUUCGGAGACUCCAACUGGGAAAAGACAGUUCUGAUUUUGGGAUUCGUUUUGCGGCUUUGUCUAACCUAUCUGAUUUUUUUCCUGCUGGCCGUUGCCGAACGCACCUUCAAGCAACGAUUCCUCUACGCCAAGCUGUUCUCGCAUCUUACAUCCUCGCGACGGGCCCAAAAAUCAGGCAUUCCCCACUUUCGUUUGAACAAAGUGAGGAAUAUCAAAACCUGGCUGUGCGUGCGUUCCUAUCUGAAACGUCGCGGGCCGCAGAAUUCGGUGGAUGUAAUCGUUUCGGCUGCAUUUAUUAUUACGCUGCUAUUGUUGGCGUUUUUAAGUGUUGAGUGGUUAAAGGAUUCCGUGCAUAUGCACUCGCAGGUUAAUCUAGAAGCCUUAGUGUGGUCCUGUGCUUUCGGGACUUUCCUGCUGCGUUUUAUGACUCUGGGUACUAAAAUUAAUAAGAAGUACAAAAGUGUCUCAGUGUUAAUUACAGAACAAAUCAACCUAUAUGUACAAAUCGAACAAAAACCUAACAAAAAGGAUGAACUUAUGAUAUCCAACAAUGUGCUUAAGUUAGCAGCAGAUCUCCUCAAAGAAUUAGAAUCGCCUUUCAAAAUAUCCGGACUGAGCGCUAAUCCGUACCUAUACACUACCGUGAAGGUUGUCAUCCUAUCGGCCCUAUCCGGUGUUCUAAGCGAGAUGCUUGGCUUUAAACUUAAACUUCACAAGAUUAAAAUUAAGUAGGUGCACUUGUUUUAAUUGGUCGAUGGCUGCCAAUGGAAAGGUACCCGCCGUUCGAGCGUAGAUAGUAGGCUAGUGAUAGUAGAUCCUCCUGUUUCUAGAAGCAUCGUACCUAAGUUCGUAAUAAAUUAGUAGUUAGUCACUUAAGUAGCGACGAGCAGAACGAGACGGUUGAACUGUCGAAUGAUAUGAAAGGCUUCUUAGUCUUGGAACUUUCCUGCUAGUUAAUGUCAGUUUAAUGGUGUGGAAAUUGUAUUUUUCGAAGACUAUUUUUGUUCUUUUUUAAGAUAAAACACAAAUGUAAAAAAUGAGAAUAGAAAUUUUUUUGUGGGUGUUUCAUAGUUUAAGACGAAAGUAAUGCUGAGAUUAAAGCUUU